GGGAGCUCCACGUCCUCACUGUCACCUGGCAGCAGAGUGACCGCAGUCCCCGCUGUGCCAGGCUGGUGACACCCAGCGGGCUCUGGUGUCCCCAGGCUGGGCCCGGGGUGGCCGGCGAUGACCGACGCGGUGCUGGGCGGCUCCUCCGACCGGUGGAUGUGCCCCAGUGACAGGACCAUGUCCCUCCGAGCCAGCAGUGAGAAGGAGCAGCUCCCGGCGGGCUGGGCAGCACCGCCCGAGCGGCAGCGCAAGGGCGAGGAGCUGACAGACGAGGAGAAGGAAAUCAUCAACCGGGUGAUCGCCCGCGCCGAGAAGAUGGAGGAGAUGGAGCAGGAGCGCAUCGGGCGCCUGAUGACCCGGCUGGAGGACAUGCGCCGCAGCGUGCUGGGGGACGGUGUCAACCGCUGCAUCCUCUGCGGGGAGCAGCUGGGCGCCAGGGGCUCCGCCUGCGUCGUCUGCGAGGACUGCAAGAAGAACGUGUGCACCAAGUGCGGGGUGCAGACCACCAACAACCGGCCCCAGGCCAUCUGGCUGUGCAAGAUCUGCAGCGAGCAGCGGGAGGUGUGGAAACGCUCCGGUGCCUGGUUCUUCAAGGGAUUGCCCAAGCAGAUGCUGCCGCAGCAGAUGCCCGUCAGCAAGAAGGGACCCCAAACCCCGAGCGAGCCCCGCCCGGCCGAGCCGCCCGCCCCAGACCCCAAAAUCUCCUCCCGGGCACCCACCCGAGGCCAGGCGGAUGCCGAGGACACCGAGGGCACCGACGGCACAGCGGCGGCCCGGGGGAGCCGCAGAGCGGCCGAGGGCCGGCCGGGUCCGUGCGGCAGCGAGGACACCGGCGGGGACAGCGACAGCCGCGACUCCGCCGCCGACAGCGGGGUCAGCAGGAGCCCCGGUGUGAAGAGAACGAACUCGGUGCAGGGCCAGCGGCCGCCCCCGCCGGCCACCGCUGGAGCGGCAGCACCCGCAGCUCCCGUGGCCGCAGCAGCAGCAGCGAGGCCGAGUGCCGGGGGUCCCGCCCGCUUCCCGGAGAGACAAGCGAGCCCCCCGGAGCCGGCCCGCGCCGCCGCCAGGGAGGAGCGGGGAGGGGGCUUUGUCCCCGGCAGGGAGGACAGGCCGGCCUGGCAGCCCCCGGCCGCCGCGCAGCCCCCGCCCGCGGCCGCCGCCCCGCAGCGGCAGCAGCAGCAGCCCCGCGAGGAGGAGGAGGAGGACGCCAACAGCUACGACUCGGAUGAAGGCACCACGCUGGGAGCUCUGGAGUUCAGCCUGCUCUACGACCAGGACAACAGCUCCCUGCACUGCACCCUCAUCAAGGCCAAGGGCUUAAAACCAAUGGAUUCCAAUGGCCUGGCUGAUCCCUAUGUGAAGCUGCACCUCCUGCCCGGGGCCAGCAAGUCCAACAAGCUGAGGACGAAGACGCUGCGCAACACCCGGAACCCGGUGUGGAACGAGACCCUGGUGUACCACGGCAUCACCGACGAGGACAUGCAGAGGAAAACGCUCAGGAUCUCCGUGUGUGACGAGGACAAAUUCGGCCACAACGAGUUCAUCGGAGAAACCAGAGUUGCCUUGAAAAAACUCAAAGCCAACCAGAAAAAGAACUUCAACAUCUGCCUGGAGAGAGUAAUACCAACGAAGCGCACCGGAACAACCGGCGCAUCCCGUGGGAUGGCUCUGUACGAGGAGGAGGUGGACCGCGGUGGGGACGUGGAGGAGCGCGGGAAGAUCCUGGUGUCGCUGAUGUACAGCACGCAGCAGGGCGGGCUCAUCGUGGGCAUCGUGCGCUGCGUGCACCUGGCGGCCAUGGAUGCCAACGGAUACUCGGAUCCCUUCGUCAAGCUUUGGCUGAAACCUGACAUGGGAAAAAAGGCCAAGCACAAGACGCAGAUUAAGAAGAAAACGUUGAAUCCCGAGUUUAACGAGGAGUUCUUCUAUGACAUCAAACACAGCGACCUGGCCAAGAAAUCCCUGGACAUUUCCGUCUGGGAUUAUGACAUUGGAAAAUCCAAUGACUACAUCGGCGGUUGCCAGCUGGGAAUCACGGCCAAGGGCGAGCGCUUGAAACACUGGUACGAGUGUUUGAAGAACAAGGACAAGAAGAUCGAGCGCUGGCACACCCUGCAGAACGAGAACCACGUGGCCAGCGAUUAAAGGGAGCCUCUGCCCGGGCCUCCCCACCCUCUGCCACGCCCCUGUAGGUCCCCGAUGUCCCCGGUGUCCCUGGUGUCCCGUCUUCCAGCGCAGCCACGCCUUGCUACAGCCUCUGACCCCAGGGUCCUCCGCCUCCUCCGAGCCCCUUCCGUCCUCCCCUCCGCUGAAAGCCACCCCCAGAUGUUUUCUAGUCCUUCUUUAUUUAUUUUCAGCUGGGGGAGGGAGGCCGUCGAGUUCCCCUGGUGUGUAAUUUCGGCAAGCAAUAGUUCCCUCCUGACUGUUCCCCUCCCUCUCUCCCCGGUGCCCGUGGCAGCGUUCCCGUCACGUUCCCGACACUCCGGCCUCUGCUCCUCUCCCAGUGGGAGAUCAGAGUGCUGGGCUGGGAGUGCCAGCCCUGUCCUGCUUGUGUGAUCUCAACACCUCAGCUGCGACACCGAAGCAGCUCCUUGGCUUUGGUGUGGCUGUCACCGUCGCCUGGUGUCCGUGUCGUCGUGGUUAGGCCAAAUCCGGUGUCACCGGCGUCAUCCCGCCAGCCCCGCUUGAGCUUCACCUCUGGUCUGGCCCACCUUGAGCAACGCUGUGGCACGUCCUCUGCUGAGAAGAGCCACCACCAACACAGUGACAGCGACAAGGAGGGUUUGGGGAGCUCUGUGCCCGCAGGGAGGCGGGUUUGGGUCGGUUCCUCCGCCCGAGGGAUCCGGGGGCUCCGCUGCUGUGGGAGCCCAGCUGUGCUUUAGGGUUGUGACUACCUCCUCUUCACCUCCGAGCUGUGUGGUAGUGACUGGCCGAGCCCUGAAGGUGCCCUCAGCCCCCUCCUGCUUCCAAGGAUUUAGUUUUCCUCAGGAAGGGAGCUGAGGGAGCUGCACUCCCCCCCAGCCCCCUGAUGUGUGCGAGGAUUAUCUCUUUAAACCACCCCAGCUCCUGGAAUUAGCUGGGACAGCCCAGGAUCUUCCAAACUUGGGUUGUUUCGCUUUGGUUUUCUUUCGUUUUUUUCCCAAUUUUCUGCACAAGAACCUUUGUCCUCAGCCUGUGCUUUAAGGAUGGCCUGGAGCUGUCGGAUCUGCCCUGGACAGCAGGAGAGCAGGCUCUGCAUGCAGCAGCUGCUGUGGGCAGUGGAGCCAUUCCCUGCCUCUGGAGCCAUUCCCUGCCUCUGGAGCCAUUCCCUGCCUCUGGAUAACCCCAAGCAUAGCCCUGGGGAUAGGAGCACACUAAGCACUAUGGAAUAUAGGGAAUAUUUUUGGUCACACUGGGCAUGUUGUGUGAAACCUCCCCCAGGCAGGUUCCCUGCACCCUCUGCUGCAGCUGCUGGCUCUUUUGAGUUGGAUCAGUUUUGGGUUUUUGUUUUGUUUUCCUGACAUUUUAUUUCCUCCCACCCCCUGCAGAACUUGCUGAUGUGCCCUGAUUGUCCCCAGCCCGGGUGACACAAACCCCUCAGAGCUGGCCCAGCCUGACACAGGCUCCCCUCUCCUUGGAUCUCCAGGUGGGAAGAGCCAACCCAUUCCCAGAGCCGGGAAUCCUCUCCCAUCACCCCAGGCUUGUGGGGGGUGGAAUGGAAGAGGGCACCUGGAAAUUUCCCCCUUUUUCAUGGAAUUCUUGCCUCUGUGCCAGCCAGUGUGGCACCCCUGAGCCCCUCUGGCCAGGGCCCAGACCAAAACAAUCCCGUUCUUUUGGAUUGUUCCCUCUGCAUCCCGUGCUGAAGCCUCCCUGCUCCAGGCCCAGGUGAGCUGUGGGACGCUGGGAUCCAGGAUCAAAACUCUCCCUUUUCCAACCUUAAUGGCUCUGAGCUGCCUCCAUCCUUCCCAGAGGGAUGGACGUGGCCCAAACAUUCCUGCUCAUGCCCAGAGCAGCACUUGGGCAUGGAGCUGUGCUGGGGAAAUGAGUGGCUGAGGGUAAAAAAACCCUUUAAAAUCAUUAUUUAAGCAAUUCCUUAAUUUCUCCCAGUCCUGCAGCAGCCCAGCGUACUUUGUAUGUGCAGAACAACUCACUUAAGGUCGCCCUUACCCUGUCCUGUAUUCCCAUUCCCUGUUCAGCCUGCUUUCUUUGGGAAAAGGAUACUCAGAUCAUCUCUUUGCACCUCCAAAAAUCAAGUGCAACUUGCCAAUCUCCUCAGUAUUGUGCAAAACCACGGCCCUGGUCUCUGCCUCACCCCUUCUCAGUUUUUCUGAUGGUAAUUCCUGCCCUGAAUGACUUCUUUUUGUUGUAAAUAAAGCAUGCACCUAUGGAUUGGGAAUGGUGAAAAACAAACAAACAAAAAAGCAAAAAAAGAAAAUGAAAAGCCUCUUCUACUGCUGUUUGCAUUCAGAGUCGCAUGCAGUGAUUUUACAGCCAAUUAUCAGUUUACAACUGUUAAGAGAAAAGGAAAACGUUCCACAGGAAUUAGAAAUCCUCCAGUCUUCCGCUGCAUGCAGCACAACAUCCUCUCUUGAUGUGGUAUCUAAUAAAG
Prinia subflava (tawny-flanked prinia) is the source of this 4588-nucleotide messenger RNA. It is a transcript of the gene RPH3A, whose product is annotated as rabphilin 3A. Gene Ontology annotation, molecular function: small GTPase binding. Gene Ontology annotation, biological process: exocytosis; regulation of calcium ion-dependent exocytosis; spontaneous neurotransmitter secretion. Lineage: Eukaryota; Metazoa; Chordata; Aves; Passeriformes; Cisticolidae. The transcript has 20 exons. Gene Ontology annotation, cellular component: synapse; neuron projection; postsynaptic membrane. Bases 118 to 2145 code for a protein of 675 amino acids. The record is from RefSeq and is a predicted model, not a curated record.